CGCCAUCAUGUCGGGGCGCGGGAAGACGGGCGGGAAGGCCCGCGCCAAGGCCAAGUCCCGCUCGUCCCGGGCCGGGCUGCAGUUCCCCGUGGGCCGCGUCCACCGGCUGCUGCGCAAGGGCCACUACGCCGAGCGGGUCGGGGCCGGGGCCCCCGUCUACCUGGCGGCCGUGCUGGAGUACCUGACGGCCGAGAUCCUGGAGCUGGCGGGCAACGCGGCCCGCGACAACAAGAAGACCCGCAUCAUCCCGCGGCACCUGCAGCUGGCCAUCCGCAACGACGAGGAGCUCAACAAGCUGCUGGGCGGCGUCACCAUCGCGCAGGGCGGCGUCCUGCCCAACAUCCAGGCCGUGCUGCUGCCCAAGAAGAGCGGGGCCGCCGCCAGCCCCAAGGCCCCCGCCAACGCCGCCGCCUCCAAGAAGGCCACCCAGGCCUCGCAGGAAUACUGAGGCCCGCCCCUCCCCCCGAAAAGGGGGUCGCCACUUGGGCCAAAGACCCCCCCCCGUCCCCGUCCCCGUCGAUGCCAGGCGGGGGCGAGGACCGGCCUUGGCUGCUGUUGCCGUUGGCAACCGGACCCACGGAGCCCUUUCUCGCCCCCUUUUUGGGGGGUCCGACCUGCCCCCCUCCUCCGGACGACUCGCUUCCUCUUGGCAACCAAGGCGGGGUUGCCCAUCUCAGUUUUGGGGGGCCCGCUUUCUAGUUAAGGGAUGGGGAGAGUGUGUCCCCAUCUCCACCCUUUUGGGGGACUGAGGACGAGGUGGUCGUGAAACGGACUUUUGUUUAUUAAAUGUCUUUUUUUUUUUUUCUUUUUGCAA
Molecule: messenger RNA, 814 nt
Organism: Tachyglossus aculeatus (Australian echidna)
Lineage: Eukaryota; Metazoa; Chordata; Mammalia; Monotremata; Tachyglossidae
Product: histone H2AX
Exons: 1
Coding region: 8-448 (146 amino acids)
Biological process (GO): DNA damage response
Cellular component (GO): nucleosome
Molecular function (GO): DNA binding; structural constituent of chromatin; protein heterodimerization activity
Source: RefSeq, a predicted model, not a curated record